Molecule: messenger RNA, 3293 nt
Organism: Toxotes jaculatrix (banded archerfish)
Lineage: Eukaryota; Metazoa; Chordata; Actinopteri; Toxotidae
Exons: 17
Coding region: 346-1929 (527 amino acids)
Biological process (GO): signal transduction; mRNA export from nucleus; regulation of DNA-templated transcription elongation
Cellular component (GO): THO complex part of transcription export complex
Molecular function (GO): protein binding
Source: RefSeq, a predicted model, not a curated record
GCACAGUAUUUGUGAUAGGAAACAAUACAUCCUCAUCUAGAUUAUACAAAGGCUCGCUGACUGUUUGCUUUGUGGAUUUUGGAAACUACGAGCGGCUUCUUUUCUCCAAUCCAGAGGUUUUGUUUUGCGGAAGAAGAGAUGAUGCUCCUAGAGUGGACAAUGAUGUGAAGAAGUUAUUCAGCCACGAGGGGCUCCAGUGUCCAUCACUGCGCCAGUUACUGUUUAUCGCAUUAACGACACACCGACAGCCGAUGAUAAGAUCACAAUCCCGAGUGCUUUUACGCGCAGACGCUGCACGCUGUGGAGGAACCGAAAGUAUAACGGGGUUUGAAUACGGAGAGAGGGAUGGUGGCGGAGAUGGUGAGCUGCGGGGCGGCUUGUCACCUGGAGGACGGAGACGGAGAUAUCCCCGCACUUGAAAACAAAGAUAAUCUGACAGAAAGUGACAGCAGUGGUUCAGAGAACACGGGAAACUCCACUGAGGAGAGCUCAGAGGAGGAAGAGGAGGACGAAGAAGAGGAUGAGGAUUCUGAAGGCAGUGCUGAGAAGGAUAGAGGGGAGGAAGACGCUGAAGAAGCCGAUUCAGAGAAGUCUAAAAAUGAGUCAGUCGCUGGACCUGAAGCAGAGGUUUUAAAUGGGAAAGAUGAGAUGCAAUUCAAAUUCUGCUGUGAAAAAUGCAAAGCCAUCCACCAGAGCCAUGGCAAUGAGCUUGUUACCCCCCGGAGGAUCUCCAAGGGACGAUUACAGGUGCAGCUGGAAGGAGAGGGAACAUUCGAAUGUUCGGUAACCGGCCUGGUGUUUGAAGCAUCAGAACCGGUUCUCGUAAGGUACUCAAUCUUGUCCUGGUCCAAGUUCGGCGCAUUCCUCCGGGACUCUUGGAAGUUUGCAGGACCCAUCUUUAACGUGGACACGGUCAACAAGGAUGCAUCUGUCCUCAAGUCCAUCCAGUUCCCUCACUCCGUCUGCCUUGCUGACCCAGAAAAUGAGAUGACAUUCAGCGUCCUACACAUUAAGAAUGACCGCCCACUCAUUGAGCCGACAGUGGACCACUCAGGUAGCCAUGUUAAGUGGAAUGUGACGUCCCUGUCACCCGUGGGUCCCAUCAUCCAGACGAGCCAGCACAUAGAGCACCACGGGGUGGUCCUGGUCUACAAGCAGCUGGGCAGUGACAGCAACAACUACAGCUUCCAUAUCUACCUGGCCACCAACAGCUCGUCUGACAUCAAGGAUAUACGCAAACAAGUGCAGGCCUACAAGAAUCGCUACAUUCGGAUAGAGAAGCCUCCUACAUGUAAACUGGAUGAGGGGACGUAUCGUCUCCUGAGCGAGCCAGAGGGAGACAUCAAACCUCAGGAUUUGAAAUUCACCCUUGCAGUGACUAAGAUGAAAGGCUACUUUGAAGCUUUCUUUGAGCAGCCUCCUCCCUUUAAAUUGUCUCUUAUAGAGAUUAACUCUGAGGAGACUGUAUGGUCCGCCACCAUCAGAGAAGGUGACUGUGUGGACAGCACAGAAAAGAAACCAAGGAAAAGGACAAACAGCAGACAAAGGAGCAGCAGCCCCUCAGAAGACGAAACGGCCUGUAAAAGACCUCGAUGGCAGGAUGAGUCAGAUGGAGUGAAGACAGCGAUGACUCAGUGCCAGGACAUGUCAGAGAAGCAGCUACUGCAGGUGGCCAAGCGGCUUGGGAAGGAGUGGAAGCAGGUGGCCAUCUAUCUAGACUUGAACUCCAGGGACCUGGAUGACAUCCAGGCAGCAGAGAAAGAUGUGACCAUGCAGAAGCUAAAGAUGCUAGUGGAAUGGAAGAGCAGAAGGGUGCAGGGAGAGGCCACGGUGUACCACAUGUGGAAAAGUGUGGAGGAUCUAGAUGACUUGCCAAACGAGGUCCGUCAGACACUGCAAGAUAUGAUGAACAAUCAAGCAGCUAAGUGAAAGGGAUUUGACUUGAAUAGAUCGUUGGAUCUGUUCGUCCAGCGACAGGAAGAAAAAAAAGGUCUCAGGAAUACAGCAAAGCAGAGUUGACCUCUGGACCAAACGUCAGCUCUUCCGUCAGUUUGUGUUUCUCUCUGAAUAUUUUCUGGACAUGAAACUAAUUCAUGAGUUUUUGUAUUUCUGCAUUUCAUGAAAGGGGCUACUGUUGUAACUUUGAAUGGGCAUUUUCCCUGAUUUUGUUCAAAUAUGGUCCUUUGAUUCUGUAAUGACUGCAGAAUAGACAAACUGUACCUAAAGGUACCUUUGUGUAGACAGAAUUUGAUGCUCAGCAUUAUCAGAUUCUAAAAUGACCUGAGGAGGCAGAGGCGUAGAGGUCGUUGAGAUAUUUAGUAGCUAGUUAUGUAGCCAGUAACAGAUGUAAAUGUAGGUGCUGCAGUGUUGAAACUGCAAGAAUCAGGUAAAAUCCAACCUGUGUGUCUUGUUUCACUUUUAAAUACAAGUUUCUGGGACUUUUUAUAAAACAAUUAGGCAUUACAUCACAUGCACAUUCAUGUGACUGUCCAAAGCAUAGCAGACUGAACUAUUUUUUUUGUCUCAAACAUUUUUAUAUUUGUGCAUACUAUGUCCUGUACAUAUCUUUUUUUUAACUAUUUUUUCAAACCUGUGAUUUAUUUUUUUAAGUUUGUUUUGUCUGUUUAUGCAUAUUUGUGUUUUAUUUGACAACUCUGAGCUGCAGGAAGUCCAUUAUUAUUUUUAUGUUGUUUUAACUUGAAUUAUGAACCUGUUCCUGCCCUCCUGGACUGGAGACUAGAGCACACAUCUUGUGUUUGUUAAGGACAAAUUUUGACUAUGUAGUACUCAAGUGUACUGUGUAGAAAACACAACACACAUUUGGAUUCAAGGCUGUAUAGAAGUUUUCUCUACAUGUGUGUGUUUAUCUACAGCCACGCAACAUUCCUGUAUUUUGAGCCUUCUUUUCAAGGCUUCUUUCAUAGAUUGGAACAAAGAUUUGGAAAAACAAACCAAAAUAAUAAUAAAUAUUUCAGUUACAUUUUCUCGACACCUUUUCGACAUUAUUCAAAAUUCUGUUUCUGUUUCACCAUUUUUUAAAGAUGACACUUUCCAGACAUCUCAACACUACUUGGGAAAAGCUGCAGAAAUGGAAUGUGUAAUGUUGAAUCUUUUGGAGCCAAGAUUAUGCAGCAAUGUUUACAUUCAGAGAACAGGGUUGGUUCCUUAAACAAUUUACCACAAACAAACCAGUCAGUACUUUUUGCACUAAUUUGUGUCGGGUCCGAGUCCAUCCAAAGACUUUUGGAAUAAAGGUAAAGAAGCAAAUGUUGACUGAAUAAAAUGAGGAGAUC